This is a messenger RNA of Synchiropus splendidus (mandarinfish), 827 nucleotides long. RefSeq names its product GINS complex subunit 1 (Psf1 homolog) (gene gins1). Lineage: Eukaryota; Metazoa; Chordata; Actinopteri; Syngnathiformes; Callionymidae. The transcript is spliced from 7 exons. Gene Ontology annotation, cellular component: GINS complex. The record is from RefSeq and is a predicted model, not a curated record. Gene Ontology annotation, biological process: DNA strand elongation involved in mitotic DNA replication; DNA replication. Bases 146 to 736 code for a protein of 196 amino acids.
UCGGAAGAGUCCGCGAGUUCGUGUGGGUGGCAGCGGCAUAUGACCCUAUCGAGAUGCCGUCGUCCGCUGGCGUGACGAGUCACGUGACCGGCAGUCCUCCUUUUUGCCGCGAAAGCGAGUCGCGUCGAGGUUGUCGUCCAUCGAGAUGUUCUGUGAAAAGGCGGUCGAGUUGAUCCGGGAACUUCAUCGGAUGAGCGAAGGCCAGUUACCCGCCUUUAACGAGGACGGGGUUCGGCAGGUCCUGCAGGAGAUGGAGUCGCUGUAUGAGCAGAACCAGAGUGACGUGAACGAGGCCAAAGGUGAUGCACGAGCAGAUUUGAUUCCUUCGAUCAAACUGAGACAUUGUUGCCUGCUGCGCGACCAACGCUGCGUCACCGCUUACCUGUACGAUCGGCUGCUGAGGAUCAGGGCGCUGCGCUGGGAGUACGGCAGUGUCCUGCCCACCAAUGUCCGCCUACACAUGUGCGCAGACGAGCUGCAGUGGUUCUCCCAGUACAAGAAGUCUCUGGCGUCGUUCAUGCGGUCGCUGGGUGGGGACGAAGGUCUGGACGUGACUCAGGACACGAAGCCGCCCAAGAGUCUCUACAUUCAGGUUCGCUGUCUGAAGGAUCACGGUGAACUGGAAAUUGAGGAUGGGACGGUGAUCCUGCUGAAGAAGAACAGUCAGCACUUUCUGCCUCGCUGGAAAUGCGAGCAGCUCGUCCGUCAGGGGGUUCUGGAGCACGUGCUGUCCUGAGGUUCCACUCCACUCUGGCAUCACACUUUAUUGGACUCGACAAUAAAAGGUUGUCAACGGGGGAAAAAAAAAAACAAGAGUUUUCUUUACA